Molecule: messenger RNA, 697 nt
Organism: Pygocentrus nattereri (red-bellied piranha)
Lineage: Eukaryota; Metazoa; Chordata; Actinopteri; Characiformes; Serrasalmidae
Gene: sat2b
Product: spermidine/spermine N1-acetyltransferase family member 2b
Exons: 6
Coding region: 69-584 (171 amino acids)
Molecular function (GO): N-acetyltransferase activity
Source: RefSeq, a predicted model, not a curated record
UAGUGCGCGCGGAGAUCAACUAAUCAAGAAAAACAGCCGCCUGGUCAAUAAUCAAUAAUCUGAUCGACAUGAAAUACAGUAUCAGAUCAGCACGCGCACAGGACUGCAGGGACAUAGAACGCAUGAUCAUGGAGUUGGCUUUGUAUGAGAAGAUGCCUGACCAGGUGAAGAUCAGCCAUAAAGAGCUGGAGCGGGACGGUUUCGGUCCGAACCCGUUCUACCAGUGCCUGGUGGCGGAGGUUCCUGAGGAGCGCAGCUCAGCAGAAGGUCACACGGUGGUGGGCUAUGUGCUGUACUACUACACCUAUAGCACGUGGAGUGGGAGGUGCAUCUACAUGGAGGACCUGUACGUCAUGCCUCAGUUCAGAGGUGAAGGUAUAGGGAAGGCUCUGAUGGCGUCAGUAGCUAAGGUGUGUAGAGAACAGCAGUGUGUUCGUCUGCAGUUCUCGGUUCUAGACUGGAAUAAACCCUCUCUGGAGUUCUAUCUCUCCAAAGGAGCUCAGGAUCUGACGGAUAAGGAGGGCUGGCAUUUGCUGCGCUUUGAUGGAGAAGCUUUAGAGAGCCUUGCAGAGGAGGCUCCAUAAACACAAACAACAACAUAAGCACCAAUAUAAACACCAGAAUAAACACUACAACAUAAACACAAACACCACUACAAACACGCAAACAACAUAAACACCAGAAUAAACACAAACAC